Molecule: messenger RNA, 1454 nt
Organism: Spinacia oleracea (spinach)
Lineage: Eukaryota; Viridiplantae; Streptophyta; Magnoliopsida; Caryophyllales; Amaranthaceae
Product: telomere repeat-binding factor 1
Exons: 7
Coding region: 263-1135 (290 amino acids)
Biological process (GO): nucleosome assembly
Cellular component (GO): nucleosome
Molecular function (GO): double-stranded telomeric DNA binding
Source: RefSeq, a predicted model, not a curated record
AGAAGAUCUAGCAGCAAGUAAAACAACCACCCAAAAAGUACCCAAAAGAUUUAAUUAAAAAAGAAGAAAAAAAAAGAGAGAACCCAUAAAAAGAUAAAUUAAGAACAGAAAAACAACAAAACACAUUUCCAUGGCCGCUCUGCUUGCAAAUGUUCAAAGCACUCUGAUUGACUUGUGUUUCCUCCGUCUCUCAUAGCUUGCUGUUUGGUGCAAUUCCCUUGUAUUUAGAUGUUUCCUUGUAAAGAGUCGUGGAUUCUCGCUAAUGGGUGCUCCUAAACAAAAGUGGACAGCGGAAGAAGAAGCAGCUCUUAAAGCUGGAGUGCGCAAGCAUGGGUCUGGUAAAUGGCAAACAAUUCUUAGAGAUCCAGAGUUCAGCCAUGUCCUUAGCUCCCGUUCGAAUGUGGAUCUCAAGGAUAAAUGGAGAAAUAUUAAUGUGACUUUGAGUGGCUUAGGUUCUCGAGAAAAAGCCAGGCUUGCACUUAAGAGGAAUCCAGUUCCCCAACUUGAUGACAAGCCUUCAGUGGUGAACAAGGUUGGGAGUGAUGAAAAAGCUGUGGAAGAUAAACUUGUUGGUGCACCCCCUGAGGUACUUGAGGUUGCUGAUUCAAAGAAAACAUAUACAAGGCUGGAUAACCUUAUAUUGGAGGCUAUAACAACACUUAAGGAGCCUAAGGGUUCUGAAAGGAAUGCAAUUGCCAUGUACAUAGAGGAGCGGUAUUGGGCACCUCCAAAUUUCAGUAAAUUAUUGGCGUCAAAAUUGAAGUUUAUGGCAUCAAAUGGCCAGUUGUCAAAGGUUAAGCACAGGUAUCGAAUAUCUGUGAGCUUACCAUCUUCGGAGACUACAAGAAAUUCAUCGGAUAGUAAACAUAAGGACAGUCCAAGGACAGAAAGCAAGGAACUUAAAGUUUUUACUAGGUCAGAGGUUGUUGCAGAAUUGGAGAAGAUGAAAAGUUUGUCAGCCCACGAAGCUGCCGCUGCAGCUGCACGAGCAGUUGCCGAAGCAGAAGCUGCUAUUGCAGAGGCCGAAAAGGCAGCAAGGGAAGCUGAGGCUGCAGAAGCUGAGGCUGAGGCUGCACAAGUUUUUGCUGAAGCAGCAAUUAAGGCGUUAAAUUGUCAAAAACUUCGUGCAUGCUGACAUAUGUUGCAGAUGGACUCGCCAGCUAAUGCUAUUGUACAUGACUGGUACGGAAACAUGGAUCAAAUUCAAUGGUUCAAGACUCUUUAGCGUGCCACUGUGUUCAUAUUAUAGUGUAAAAUGUUUGUCUCUUGUAUAUUUUUGGUAGUGAUCCAUGUGAAGAAACAUUUUGUUCACUUUCAGAACUGUCUCGUAGUGAAGACAAAGAGUUUGAUAGGAUGUUUAUAUUGGAAAAUGGACUGAAAAUCUGUAAUGCAGAAAUCUGAAGUACAAAAGUUUCAAAUUCCCAAUGGAAAUUUUUUGGUGGGUUUUAUUUUUA